GGCGGAGGUGACUCAGCGCCCCCAACACCCUACAGACAGGUGGACACCUGGGUGAGGCCCUGAUCAGAAGCAAUUCACCAAAACACAAAUGUAUUUACACCAGAGCCACGAGUCGCGCAAUCCGCGAAGACUGCCUGGAGGAGGAAGGCCACCGGGCCAUGGCCACCGAGGCGACCUUGGGUCCCAACGCGACCUGGUGGGCUCCAACCAAUGCGUCGGGAUGCCCGGGCUGCGGUGCCAACGCCUCGGACGGCUCGGGCUCCGUGCCCAGGCCACUGGAUGCCUGGCUGGUUCCCUUGUUCUUCGCUGCGCUCAUGUUGCUCGGGCUGGUCGGGAACUCGCUGGUCAUCUACGUCAUCUGCCGCCACAAGCACAUGCGGACAGUGACCAACUUUUACAUCGCCAACUUGGCGGCCACAGACGUCACUUUCCUACUGUGCUGCGUCCCCUUCACGGCGCUGCUCUACCCGCUGCCCGCCUGGGUGCUGGGAGACUUCAUGUGCAAAUUCGUCAACUACAUCCAGCAGGUCUCGGUGCAAGCCACAUGCGCCACCCUGACGGCCAUGAGCGUGGACCGUUGGUAUGUGACUGUAUUCCCGCUGCGCGCCCUACACCGCCGCACUCCGCGACUGGCCCUGGCUGUCAGUCUUAGCAUCUGGGUGGGCUCUGCAGCCGUGUCCGCCCCGGUGCUGGCCCUGCACCGCCUGUCUCCCGGGCCUCGCACCUACUGCAGCGAGGCGUUUCCUAGCCGUGCCCUGGAGCGCGCCUUCGCGCUCUACAACCUGCUGGCUCUGUACCUGCUGCCUCUGCUCGCCACCUGCGCCUGCUACGGUGCCAUGCUGCGCCACCUGGGCCGCGCUGCUGUGCGCCCCGCUCCCACUGACGGAGCCCUGCAGGGACAGCUGCUGGCACAGCGCGCUGGAGCAGUGCGCACCAAGGUCUCUCGGCUGGUGGCCGCCGUGGUCCUGCUCUUCGCUGCCUGCUGGGGCCCGAUCCAGCUGUUCCUGGUGCUCCAAGCCCUGGGCCCCGCGGGGGCGUGGCACCCUCGCAGCUACGCCGCAUACGCGCUCAAGAUCUGGGCUCACUGCAUGUCCUACAGCAACUCGGCGCUCAAUCCGCUGCUCUACGCCUUCUUGGGCUCACACUUCAGACAGGCCUUCUGCCGAGUGUGCCCCUGUGGCCAGCGACGCCAGCGCCGGUCCCGCGGGUCUGCACUCUCAGACCGAGCCGCAACCCACACCGCGCCGCAGAGUCUGGCCACGCACCCCGCCGAUGGCGUCAGGACGCCCGAGCCUGGAAACCCUUCAGUGCGCUCGCUGUGCGGUUUGCAAGAACAAACUGUUCCACUCUGA
Molecule: messenger RNA, 1352 nt
Organism: Arvicola amphibius (Eurasian water vole)
Lineage: Eukaryota; Metazoa; Chordata; Mammalia; Rodentia; Cricetidae
Gene: Kiss1r
Product: KISS1 receptor
Exons: 6
Coding region: 159-1352 (397 amino acids)
Biological process (GO): neuropeptide signaling pathway
Cellular component (GO): membrane
Molecular function (GO): G protein-coupled peptide receptor activity
Source: RefSeq, a predicted model, not a curated record